AUGCACAAGGUCCAGCACCCACCUCAGCCUGUUCACAAAUACUAUCAGAAUGGAGAAUUCAUUAUUGGUGUCAUUGCUUCUCAAAGUUUCAUUCUGUCUAGCUCAAUAGACUUCACUGAACAGCCGCCUCCAACAUUGAAUGAAGACUUAAUUAUAGUACCUAAUAAUUACCAACACAUCCUGGCCUUGGCCUUCUCGGUAAAGGAGAUCAAUGAAAACCCUCAGCUCUUACCCAAUAUCACCUUGGGCUUCCACAUUUAUGACAGCUAUUUCAAUGCCAAGGCGACCUAUCAUGCCACUAUACUACUUACGUCAACUCUGGAGAAAUUUGUCCCCAAUUACAUAUGCAAUAUUCAGAAUAAUCUAAUAGCCGUUAUUGGGGGACUGGACUCCGAAAUCUCCCUUCAUGUGGCAAAUGCCUUGGAUAUUUACAAGAUUCCACAGCUAACAUACAGCCCUGCUCCAGUGAUGAAUGAUAAAACUCCAGGCCUUCCCUUCUACCAGAUGGUCCCUAAUGAAGCCAUUCAACUCAAGCGAAGUGCAGUGAUGGAGGAAGAUGGACUGAAACAUCAAAAACGACUGUCAUUGCAGUUUGUAGCUGGAUUUGAUGUUACCAACUGGGUUAAUUCUGGAGACGAACCUGUAGUGAAAGUUGGGAGGAUGGAUCCCAAGUCUCACCUAGGCCCAGUGUUUACCAUCAAUGAAGAUGCCAUAACAUGGCACAUUUGGUUUAACCAGACACAACCUCUUUCUGUAUGUACUGAAAGUUGCCAUCCUGGUUCCAGCAAGAAAGUGAAGGAGGGGGAGCCAUUUUGCUGUUAUGAUUGCAUCCCAUGUCCAGAAGGGAAGAUUUCAGCUCAGGAUGAUAUGAGUGAUUGUCAUGAAUGCACAGAUGAGAAUUAUCCAAACAAAAACAGAGAUUGGUGUAUUCCCAAGAAUGUAAGUUACCUGACAUUUGAAGAACCUUUGGGGUUCACUUUAGCAUGUUUGUCUCUUUCAUUUUGUUUGAUCACAGCUCUGGUCCUGGUGACCUUUAUGAAGCACCAUGACACCCCUAUUGUCAAAGCCAACAACCGGGACCUCACCUACAUUCUCCUGAUCUCCCUCCUACUCUGCUUCAUUUGUGCAUUGCUAUUCAUUGGCAAACCUUGGAAGGUGACAUGUCUCCUCCGGCAAACUGCUUUUGGCAUCAUUUUCUCACUGGCUGUUUCUUGUGUGCUGGCAAAAACCAUCACAGUUGUCCUGGCUUUCAUGGCCACUAAGCCAGGAUCGAGGGUGAAGAAAUGGAUUGGGAAAAGCCUUGCCUAUUCCAUUGUGAUCUCCUGUUCUGUCAUUCAAGCAGGCACCUGCCUUGUGUGGCUGGCAACCAAUCCUCCAUUCCCAAAUGUUGACAUGCACUCUGUGUCUGAUGAAAUUAUACUAGAAUGUAAUGAGGGGUCUGUGACUAUGUUUUACUGUGUUCUUGGCUACAUGGGCUUCCUGGCCACUGUCAGUUUCACUGUAGCUUUCUUUGCCAGGAAGUUACCUGACAGUUUCAAUGAAGCAAAGUUUAUCACUUUCAGUAUGCUGGUCUUCUGUAGCGUUUGGUUAUCUUUUGUUCCAACUUACUUGAGCACUAAAGGGAAAUACAUGGUAGCAGUGGAGAUCUUUUCUAUCUUAACCUCUAGUGCUGGGCUGCUGGGCUGUAUCUUUUCUCCAAAAUGUUACAUUAUUUUGUUGAGGCCUGAGCUGAAUGAUAGGGGCCUGCUAAUAAGAAGAAAGUCUUAA
Molecule: messenger RNA, 1767 nt
Organism: Zootoca vivipara (common lizard)
Lineage: Eukaryota; Metazoa; Chordata; Lepidosauria; Squamata; Lacertidae
Source: RefSeq, a predicted model, not a curated record